UCUCGGUCUCCUUGGUUUCCACAUCUUUUCAUUAUGCUUGACUUGGCUUUUUCUACCUAAUUUUUGCUCACUGACUAAUAUGUACUUCUAUUACGUUUGGCUACCAUCUUGCUAUCAAAUUUAUUUCUUUUGACGUGCUUUGACAGAUUGAAUAUUAGAGAGACCUAUUUUUAUAACUUUCAAUUUUACUAUGACUUUUCUAUGGACAUCUUUAAUUUUUUUAUUUUUAUCUUUUGACGGAUUCAUCGAGGGAAUCAAAAACCCAGACGCCUUCUCUCUCUGAUUUUAUUUACAGCACAUUAAGACUUGAUAUCGAGUGUAAUGCACGGAAUUACACGAAACUGUACGAAGUGACACGAACGAUAACAUAUCUUUAUCUAUAACACGAAAGAGAGAAAGAGACGAACGCUUCUGCAGCUCAGGAUUUCAUUUCACACAUUCAGCUAGUCGUUCGUGAGUAAUCGUACGACGUGGAUCUUCGUCUGAGAUUUUUAGUGCGAAUUUCCGCAUUUAUCAAGCGUUCCCGUAGAUGUGGAUGAAAUAUAUUGCACAGCAUUUUGUUCAGUUGAGAACACGAAUUCAGAAUAAAUUCUGCAAUUUACGCGUGAAAAACUAUACACAUCAAUCAGCCAUGACUACUGUUAAUAACGAUCCAUAUUUGAGACAUUUAUUCGAUGGUGAGACGGUGUUUAAUGUCUAUGACAAAGAAAUUACGAACUUGUCCGUAGGGGCACCUGGCCCUGAUUUAUUAAAACACUGUGUAGAAAUGUUAAAUCAAUGCACACGGCACAGAUUGGAAGAAGAAGCAAAAGAAGGAAAAUAUUAUCUUUUUCAAUACGGUGCAACAGCAGGUCAUUGGGAAUGUCGCAAUGAAUUAGCCAAAUUUUUAAGCACACGAUACGGUAACUCCGUAAUGAGAGAAAACCUGCUAUUGACGUGUGGAGCAUCGCAUGGUCUUCAACAAUUGUUGAAUAACAUACUUUCACCAAACGGCGUUAUCUUCGUAGAGGAAGUUACAUACAUGCUUGCUUUGGAAGUUUUUAAGCAAUUUCCCCUGAUAAGGGUAGUUACAGUGCCAAUGAAGGAUGAUGUAGUAGAUGUGGAUGCGCUCGAAAAGAUAGUGGCUGAAGAGAAGACGAAAGGCAACUAUUUUCUGAAUGAUCAGAAAAUGUUCUGGGCGAUGUAUUAUACGAUAUCAAUUUUUCACAAUCCAACUGGAAUGACACUGCCGCCUGAUCAGUGCAAGCGUGUAGUAGAGAUCGCACGAAACAAUUCCAUAGUGGUAGUGUGCGACGAUGUGUACAGUUUACUUUAUUAUGGAGACGGAUAUCCGCCACGACGCUUAUUUUCUUAUGACAAUCCAGAAGAUAAAAAUUAUAAAGGAGGAAACGUUGUAUCAAACUCUUCGUUUUCUAAAGUCUUUGCGCCAGCGAUGCGUUUUGGAUGGAUCGAAUCAAGUCCACGUGUUAUCAACACUAUAAAAACAUCAGGCACAUUUUGUAGCGGUGGUGGAGUUAAUCAUUACAUCUCCGGAUUAAUGGCGAGUGUACUUCAUGAAAAAGUUGAAGAGAAGUAUCUUAAUACGAUUUUAAAAAUCUAUAGGGAACGAUUAGAUGUGUUUUGUGCAACUUUGGAUCGAUUUUUGCCCAAGUGUUGUUCAUAUCGACGACCAAAAGGUGGUUACUUCGUUUGGCUCCAUCUUCCUUCGAAUAUAGACGGUACUGAAUUUGUCAAAUGGUGCCAAAAGGAAUACAAAGUAACAGCCAUACCGGGUGCUCGAUUCUCGCAUACGGGUGAAGCGAAAAAUUUCUUGCGAACAAGCAUAGCCUUUCAUAACAAAGAAAUUUUGGAAACUGCAACACAAACUUUAUGCACUGCACUUUCAACGUAUAUCGAGCGUCAAGAUCACAAAAACAAUAAUGCAAGUACCAGUGAUUUAAAAUCAUGAGCAUAUCGAUCAAUUUUUUAUCAAAUUUAAGAUAUAAUUAUCUAAUUUAGAUAUUAUUCUUAAAAUAAAUAAUAUGCACAAGAUUGAAAAGAAAUAUAUAUGUAGA
Camponotus floridanus (Florida carpenter ant) is the source of this 2054-nucleotide messenger RNA. RefSeq names its product 2-aminoadipate transaminase. The coding region runs from base 530 to 1948 and encodes 472 amino acids. The transcript is spliced from 10 exons. The record is from RefSeq and is a predicted model, not a curated record. Gene Ontology annotation, molecular function: L-2-aminoadipate:2-oxoglutarate transaminase activity; pyridoxal phosphate binding. NCBI's taxonomy places the organism in Eukaryota, Metazoa, Arthropoda, Insecta, Hymenoptera, Formicidae. Gene Ontology annotation, biological process: biosynthetic process.